Contarinia nasturtii (swede midge) is the source of this 9243-nucleotide messenger RNA. Its product is annotated as A-kinase anchor protein 9. Lineage: Eukaryota; Metazoa; Arthropoda; Insecta; Diptera; Cecidomyiidae. Bases 741 to 8612 code for a protein of 2623 amino acids. Gene Ontology annotation, molecular function: molecular adaptor activity. The record is from RefSeq and is a predicted model, not a curated record. Gene Ontology annotation, biological process: signal transduction. The transcript is spliced from 14 exons.
UCAUUUUACUCUCUAGAGUUUAAAGUAACAGUAUUCUGUUUGUUUCGUUCGUUUAAAUUCAUUUUAACACGUUGUGCCUUGUGGGAAUAGCAAUUCCAUUAGAACUUAAGUUCCAGCAUUUUCUCACGGAAAUAUAGUGGCGAAUUUCGCAUUUCAUCGUCAACUGUAAAUGAAAACCAUCAUUCGAAACGUCGACAACUAAUCUCCAAAGAAGGGUGCUGACUAAAAUCAUCGUUUGUUUGCAAACGUUCCAAAGUUACUCUCUAGAGUUUAAAAACAGCAUUCUGUUUGUUUCGUUCGUUUAAAUUCAUUUUAGCACGUUGUGCCUUGUGGGAAUAGCAAUUCCACUAGAACUUAAGUUCCAGCGUUUUCUCACGGAAAUAUAGUGGCGAAUUUGGCAUUUCAUCGUCAACUGUAAAUGAAAACCAUCAUUCGAAACGUCGACAACCAAUCUCCAAAGAAGGGUGCUGACUGAGAUCAUCGUUUGUUUGCAACGUUCCAAAGUUCCAACGGUAAAAUCGAGCCAUAUCCAUCAAAUUUUUUUCGUCAACCACUCUGCCUUGGAUCGAAUUCACAUUCUACCCCCUGAAAAUUGCUAGCCUGUUCAACCUCCGCAUAGGGCAUAUAUGAGAGUAUUGGCCGGCGUCAUGCCAAAUAUCUAAGCAACACUCUCCUAUAUUUCGCUUUCCAAUCACUCAACAACUUUGAUUAGAGGCAAUCUUUGUAUCGAAUUGGAUAAAAUGGCCAAUUUUAGUCCGCAGUUAUCUCAAAGUCCGCUCAAAGAGCAAGAUUCUAUUGACAAUGUAAUGGCUCUACAAAAAUCAUCGAAAAAUCACGACGAUGACUUUGAAGAUUCGCUUAACAUUUCAAUUUCGGAGCACAUAUCGGAGGAAAUCGAAUCGAAUAGUGUAGCUGAUGAUAGCAUUGAAAAGACAUCACAACAGUUCGAUCAACUGGUAGCUGAAAAGAAACGGCGACUAUUCGAUUUUGAAGACAACGAUAAAAGUGAUAUCGUUGGCGCUGAUGGCAUGCGUAAAUUUUCCAAAUUUGAUGUUGCCGACUUAUUAGAUGAAUCACUGUCGGGUGACAAUAUCGCGAAACAUUUCAUCGCCGAUGUUACCAAACGAAACAGUGUAAAAGAACCGGUUUCAAACCAAACAAAAUGUGAUGCAUUUAAAAAAGCAUCACACAGUUUAAGCAAAGUGCAAACAUCCAAAGAUUUAGUGAAUCGCGACAGUCAUUCGGCAUCGGCCAGUGGCAGUGGUAAAAGUGUUGUAAAAAGUGAUGUGAUAUUGAUAAACGACCAUGAAAUUAGUUUGGAUUCGCUGUUAGAGCAGCAACGACACCGUUCACAAUCGGAUGCAAACAGUGCGAAUCAAAAUACGACCAGUGACAUAUCUGAUUUACAAAUCGAAGACAUCAUCAGAGAACAACGUUCGAUUGAGGAUUUAUCGGGUAUUUCAGUCAAUGAAUCGUCGAACAAACUCGAAUUGGAAGCCGAACGAUCAAAAUCAUCGUCAGAUAAAAUGGCACAGUCGGAUAGGAAUGAUGAAAGUACAAAAACUGAUGAGGAAGAAGUGAAAAAGUGCAAACCAUUGGAAGAUCAUGAAUCAUUGCCAGAGCUGUCGGUCAUUGAAGAGGUAUCAGCCGCUGAGGAAUUAUCGAGUAAUCACAAUGAGAAUGCCGCCAAUAAAAAGAUCGAAAUUCGAAAAAUUAUCGAUGAAACAGUGAAUAGACUACCUCUCGAUAAGGAAAAUCGGCCGCCAAAUUUAAACGACGAUCUAUUGUCAGUUGAUAGCAAACAAAUGACCAGCUCACAGAAUAGCACCCUCACCGAUGGAACUGUUUACAAUGUAUUUGCCAAAAUGGAGACUAAUCCGACGGAUGCAAAAUUUCAGGACGAACUCAACUUGAAUUUGCUUCAUAUGCAAAACAAAAUCAAAGAAUUACAAAAUAUUCAUGCUGGAAAGUACUCGGUUGGAUACUUUGAUCUACCAUUGUUAUCAAGUAGCCGACGGGAUUCGCUUAAGGAGUCAGGAAGAGAUUCAACUAGUCUUACAACCAAUUCGACCGAAUAUCGACCGUUCCAGGAUGAAUACUUUCGGUUAACUGAUUUUCAAAUCGCAGUAGACGAACGCGAUCGCAUCAUUCAAGAGCUAACCGAUUCACUGAAACAAUCGAUUAAUAUUCGUGAUCGAUUGAAUGAACAAAAUGAAUGUCUGGCAAACGAACUUAAAGAAACAAAGGCGGCCAUUGACAAAAGAAAAUGGAUCACCGACAGAGAAUCAUUCAAUGAGCCACGUUUGUCGGAAACAACUAUCGAUUUAGUAGUCGAAAGUGAUUUCGAUGAUGAUGAUGAUGUCAUUGUACAGAGACGCCAAAGUCGAGAAAUGGAUAAUUAUGUUUUCAAAGCAAAGCCAACAGGUGAAUGUCAACCGAAUAAAAAUGUUUCGUCAAAGAGAUCACACGAAAUUAUUGAAGAAUUCAAAGAGGCUUUGAACACAGAUGAACGAUCAUUGUUUACUCGUAUCGAAAGCGAAUUUAAUGAAAUGCUCAACGACCGCGUAAAUGAUGUCAAAGCAAAAUUGCAUCAAGAACAAAUGGAACGAGCCGAAUUGGAUACGGAGACAAAUCGCUUGAGACAAUUGUUGUCAAAUAUCAAAGGCGGAUCGUCAGAAGUCGUUGAACUACGCGCCGAAUUGGAUAAAAUUCACAAAAAAGAAAUGGAAAACUUACGAAUGUACUUCGAACGGAAGUGUACAGACUUGGAAAAACAGUACUCUGAAGAAGUCUUUUCGCAGCAUAGUCGACGUCAUUCGAACGAUACUAAUUCGGAUUUGUCAGACGAUGAAAUUUUCGUCUUGCCCGACGAAACAAAAUCGGGUUACAUUCGACGAACAAGCAAAACUGGUGAAAUUCUAGCUAGUCCAACACAUCGUAAACUCACGCCGACCAAUAUCCAUAGUAUCCAUAGUACCGGUUCUAGUCCACUCAAAAGACUGAGCCGAAAUAGUCGAAGUGAAUUCCGAUCGCUUGACACUAGCAAAUUUGAGCAUUUAAAUGCCGACGAAAUACACAAACAUUAUCACAACAUAAUUGCAAAUUUGAAGCAAUCGCACGAAGAAAAUCUUGGUCAGUUGAAAUAUAAAUUGCAAUCGUUAGACCGUCCGGCAGAUGAUGAUGAAUAUUUGCUAACCGCAACAACGGCCGAUCAAAAGCAGCCACUUGUGUUACUAACGUCAAAUUUAACAAAUAACAGUGAGCACGCGGAAUUGUUUAACAAUUUGGUAAAUGAAUACGACCAUCGUUUGGAAGAGCAAGUUAAACUAGCCAAAGAAGAUAUGCUGCAUGAAUUAGAGAUUCAUAUACAGACUCUUUUAUCGGAACCAAUCUCAGAUGAGUCUCGUUGGCCACCCGAGUUGAUACUUCUUCGUGAAAAAUUCACCGCUAAAAGUCAAUUGGAAAUCGCACAACUGCAGAUAAAGCAUGAAGAAGAAAUGUCUCGUUUGAAAAAUGAUCACCAACGGCAAUUGGAUCGUAAAGUCAAGCGGCAUACUGACUUUGACAAUGGAAGAGGUUUGGAGAAAUGUGAAUCGGAACGUGAUAAUCUGCGCGAGCUAUGUAAAACGUUCCGCCAUUUAUUGUAUGAAUUGGCCAAAUGUGUUUCGGUUUGUGAAACUGAUUUGAAUGCGACGUUAGUCGAUGAACUCAACAAGUAUGGAAUUUUACAACAAACACAAUUUUCGCCGUCCAAAACGCGUGCCGAAUCACCAACCAUUGAACUCGAUUUAAAUCAGUCGACAUGUUCAUCGAUUGCAAAUCGUCUUUCGCUUGUACCAGAUGUCACUGGCAUUUUAUCAUUGAUCGAAGAUCCAUCACUUCUGAGCUUUGUUGACGAGAAAAGUGACAAUGCCGAUAGUCUCAGUUCAAGCAUUUGGAAACAAUUCGAUUUGAAUGAGUGUCUGGAAAAAUUAAAACUUGAGGCCGAUUCAUUGUUGCAUGCAUCAAAGAAAAUGUUGGAAAAUCGUGACACUGACAACCGUGAAAUUGAUGAAGCACAAAAGUCACAUGAAGACGAAGAUGGCUUGAAAAUGGCCAAAGAUGAUUUAAUUGUGGACCAAAAACAACGAGUCAGUCUACCGGCCAUAUUCGAUAAAAAAGAGCGCCAAACUAUGUCGCAUUCCAAUUUGAACGAUUUGAAAAAUCAACUGGUCAUGGCUGAAAGUAAAAAUCAAGAGAUCGAAAAGAAAUUGGCCGAAUCAUUGAAAAUACAACAAGAACUAACACAAAAACUCAACAACUAUAUGGAUAGCCAGAGCGAAGAGCUCAGCGAAGGAUAUGGAAUAAGUCAAUUGAGAUCGCCAGUUCGGCAUCCGACUAAAAAAGCGGCCACAUCUUUUACGUCACUUCAAGAACGUGCCAAACAGUACUUUAACGAUACGAAUACAUCGGAUGUGUCACAGUUGCUCGAAGACUUCUGUCGUGAAUGCGAUCGACACGUCGAAGAAGACAAAGAGAAAAUGAAAGACCUUCAAGCACAGAUUGAUGCCGCCUAUAAUGAACGGAAACAAAACAAUGAAUUUCGGGAAAAGCAGGCAGCCGAAUGGGACAUGGAACGCGAUGUUUUUAUCAAAGAAAUCGAAAAACUCGAAUCUAAAUUGCGCGAUGUAGAUAAGGAACGUCUUAAAUACGAUAAUAUUGCCAAGGAGAGUGAAGUACUACAUCAACAAGUUCAAGAGUUGGAAGCCGCAUUGAAUUCAAAUAAGAAGACAAACGCCGGCCUUCAAACCGAUCUCAAAGAAUCGAUCAACAAAAUCUACGAUCUGCGCGAAAUAAUCGUUGAACUCGAAAAGCAAAUUAAGGAAAAAGACAAUAUGGUGAAAGCGUUAGAAAAUGAUAUCGAUUGCCAAAAGACAACAAACGAAUCACUGCAAACCGAAAUGAAAAGUUUACUGUCACAAUCAGAGAUUGCGCCAACGUACGAAGAAAAGAUUUUGCAAUUAGAAGAGCAAUUGGAGAGUUUACAACCAAACGCUGAUCAAAGUGCGGCAAUAGAACGUAUUGCACAGCAUUUGCGUGAAAUCGAAGAUAAUCUCGAUCGCAAAAUCAAUCUAUUGGAAUCGAUUCACGUUGGAACUGGCACAGUGACGACGUGCAGCAGUCCAAGUGAAGAUGUUUCAGUGAGAGGCAGCGCCAAUAAUCUUGAUGCAGCCAUAUCACCGCGAUAUUUCAAGUAUUUGGCCAAGGAUCCAAUGUUUCCGGUCGACCAAAUCAGUCGAAUAAUUGAGAAACUACAAAAACACUCAAAAGUUGAAGAGGCAGCUAUCAAACUGGUGCGAGACCUGGAAAUGCAGAUCAAAGCAAUGCACACAAGCUAUAUGGAAUUGCAAAAUGAACGAGAUUUACUGCGUGAAAAAAUGGAUGAGCAACUGGUGCGUAUCACAAGUAUUCAAUCGCGAUUGGAUGAGCAACGACAACGUGCCGAAGAGCUACAACGGGCCGGCACAUCCGAUCUGAAUCUCAAAGUGUACGAUCUACAAGGCGAAGUAAAUGCGCUAAAGGAAACGGUAUCAUCGCGUGAUAAACAAAUUGGCGUAUUGAAAAGUCAUUUGGCACAAAGCAAGGAGAUUAUUGACAGACAAGAGGCUGAAAUUGCAUCGUACAAUUGCAUAACGGACGGAAAUGACACAUAUAGCAAAGUAUUUGUUGAAAAAUUGGAGGCACGCAUUGCAUCCAGAGACCAAGAGAAUAAAAAUUUGAAAGAGAAAAUGCGCACAGAAAUGAUUACAAAAGUGGCACUACCCGAUCUAAUGGAAACAAUGUUGGCAGACAAAACCGACGAAAUUGAAUACUUAAAAGAGCAAUUAGACUCGAAGGAAAAAGAAAUGAAGGAUCUUCGAGACAGUCAAAUAUUAGUCAAAGCCGAAGAAAAACUCAGCGAAUAUUUUACCAAAAAUUCGGCUAGCGAUUACAUUGACAGCGAUCAUAUACGAAAAAUGUCCGAAACUGGUACACGUUUAAGUCUGAAUCCAACGAAAAUGUUCGGCAACAAUGAGAACACACCACCGUUGAAGCCACGGCAAAUCAAUUUCACCUCAAAGUCAACAAUUGACACAAACACCGUUCAGACUCAAUCACUAUUUAGUGGACAUUUUUCAACGGUCACACAAAAUAAUUCGCUUGACGGUGAUACCGAUUCGAAGUUGAAAGAGGAAAUUGAAUAUCUGAAACUAUCAUUGGAAGAUAAAACCAAAUUGGUGGACGAUGUUACCGCUGAAAGUAAGAAAUUAAAAGAAGUAUUCGAUGCAGAAAAAGAUCAAUUGUGUAAAGAAAUUGAUACGUUGCACGUACAGAUCGAUGAACUCCAAUCAAAAGUCGAAACAAUUGAAGCCGAAUUGGUGUUGUCAACACGGAAUUAUGAUAAAAAGUGCGGUGAUUUUCAGAAAGUUAGCGAUCAACUGCAUGAAGAACGAGCUAAUAGUGGGGUAGUCAAACAGCAAUUAAACUCCAUGGAAAAUACCAUUAAAAUGAAAGACGAACUCAUUUCAAAACUGCAUAAUGACCUUGAUAAUAACAAAGAUGUGGAGAAAUUGAAUAUGGAAAUGAUCCAACGGCUACGACGUGAAAAUUCAGAAUUGAUCAAAAAAAGAGAUACCAAAGAUGUAACCGAUGGUUCAGAAACAAAACAAUUACGCGAAGAGCUUAUCGCAAUCAAGGAUAUACUUGCCGACACCGAGCAAGAGCUCACCGAAAAAAUGAUUGCAUAUGAAAAGUGUCAGCUUGAUAUCAAAGAACUCGAACAGAAAGUAUUCCAUUUAACCGAUGUGUUGACCGAUUCAAAGACAGCUAAAAGUGUUGAAGAGCUUCGAAUUGAAAUUCAAACGCAUCGCGAUGAAAAUGAUCGACUCAAAAAGGAGAUUGAAGACCUCAAACAGAGACAAAAUAUUGAACGACUGGCCAGUCCAAUUAAAAUGUUGAUCGAUGACACCGGCCUCGAUGAACUAACCGAAAAAGUUCAAGAAGAACUGAAUUACUCGGCACAAUUGGACAAUAGCAUUUUGAAGGCAAUCGAUGAGAAAGACGAAAUCAUUUCCAACGAAGAAAAUAUCGACGAAAUCGAAACGCUGCGUGCAGAAAACAGUGAGCUGACACAAGCACUCGAAAAGUUACGCAAUUCGUUUGAAUCACAACGGGCACACUUUUCUGAUAUUCGUCAAAAAGACUCCGAUUUCAUUGAUGUGUUGUCGAGACGCUUGGAAGAGGCCAUGGAUAGUCAAAAUGACCUGAAUAAAUUGCUCGAAGAAGAGCGAAACAAAACAUCGAAACUAUCAACAAAGAUGCUUGAGCAUCAGUUUGAACGAGCCAAAUUGAGUGCCAGCAAUUUAUCAUUGAACGAAUCGCCAAUAUCAAGUCCCAGACGCUUGGCGAAAGGCAGUGAAUCUGAUCAGGAGCUACUUAAAUGUCAAAAUGACGAAAUAAAAUUACUAAAAUCACAAAUGGAACGGGAAAAAGAACGAGCCGCCGACACAGAAAAGGCAUUGGCUCGAGAGAAAAAUCGUUUCGAAAAAGAACUUAGCGAACAAAAAUCGUACGGUGAACGAAUCAAAGAUGAACUAGAGCGAAUCAUACGAGAAAAUAAAACUUUGCAAGAGGAACUGGAGGAUGCUCAAGAAAAAGUCACUCUUUCAUCGCGUGAAAUGGAAAAUUUGCAGAUUCGAAUAAAUCAAUUGCAAGAUGCUGAAAAUGGUCGAAAUAUUCGCAGUGAAAAGCAACGAAACGAAUUAACGCAAAGCAUUGCAACGUGCCAAGAACUGAAGAAUAAAUUGAUAAACGUUGAACGUGAACGAGACGUAUUGCAAGAGCGUGUAUCAAUUUUGCAAACCGAUAUUGAUCGUAGUGCUCAGCGUGAAGCUCGUUUAACCGAAUCAUUGGUGGCCGGAUAUCAACAGAGCCAUGUUGUCACCGGUGGACUAAUUCCACAGCAACUGUUGGCCAAAUUGAAAGAAAUGAACGACAAUUUGGGUGAAAAUGUUCGUGAAAAUCGUCAACUAUCAGAAACACUACAGAUGCUAACCGAAGAACGACAUGUGUUGCAGAAGAAGGUCGGUGAUUUGGAAUUGCUCUGUGUUGAUCGUGAUGAGCUCGAAGAACGUGCAAACCAUUUGUUUAGCAAGUAUUUGCGAACAGAGAGUUUCAGACGAGCCCUAAUCCAUCAGAAACGGUAUUUGAUGAUUUUACUGGGUACCUACGAGGACAAUGAAACCAAACUACUGUGCGCAAUGAAUGGAGAGCCCACGAAUCAACGACGAAAGAAAUUCCCAUCAUUGAAAGCUGUUGCAUUGGUCAUUGUUGCAAUUGAACGAAUGAAAUUCAUUCAUCGACGUUGGCAAACGGGCAAACGAGUAUGUGCAAAGAAUCCAAUAUUCCAGCACCAUAUACCACCACGUCGUACACACUCAGCAUCUACAAUCAAUUGGACACGAAAUGGAACCGAUGCACAAAUUCCCAAUGUAUUGCAUCAUCCACAAUCGCCACCGAUUCGUGAACGACCCAUGACAAGCGUGCUAAAAGGUCGCCGUUGCACCAACAAUGAGUUCACACAACAAAUUUGACAACAAUGAUGUCGGACGGUGAAUAAUUGGACGAUUUCACUGUAGAAUAUACCGAAAACUAAACGAUAACACCUAUUGCAAACCUUCUUGAUCUCGUUCGAAUUGUUUAGAAUUCAUUCAUUAGACUAAAUGGAUUGCAUAUCAAGACAUACUGCAUCGUCGAAUAAAUAAAAGAAAAUGUAAAUAGCCUUCAGAUAUUGAUAGAAUAACGCUAGUUUUUAAUUGAUUAGAUAGCAUUUAAUUGUGGCUUCUUAUGCACUUAUAUUUAAUUUGACAAAAAUAAAAUAAAAAUAAAUAUUGACCUUAGGUUAUACGUUAACAAUUAAAUUACAAUUGGAUGCCUUGUAAGUUUGCCUUUCCACGAUAAUUCCGACCAGAGACUAAGAUAAUGAUCAUUUUUUUUGUAGUUGAAAAUACGUUUAAGACUGUGUUUGUAUUUGAAUGAUUGUUAUAAUUGUUUACAAUUGUUGCAUAUAUGCACCAGAACCAUAUGUAGUGUAAGUUAGAGACCGAAGUAGGCAAUGUGAAUGCAAGAUCCUUUGCCAUAUUUAACCUACGGAUUCUUUAAAAAUAAAUAAAAAAAGGAUAAUAAAACCUCAAGAGAGUCACUAAAUUCAAGAUUUCAAAAAAA